UUUAUGAAGUGGUAUAAAAUUAAUUACACCACCGGAAGUUAAAACUCGAACCAAAAUCGAAAACCUAGCCCUUAAAAUUGUCAUUAAAAAUGGGCGAAGACGGUAAGAACAGCAGCCGGGGCUUCGUGGAUCCACCGGCGGCGCCGCCGCCAACUCCGUAUUACUACAGCACGUUCCAAGGUGUUUUGAAUGCUCAGCCUCAGCCUCCGCCUCAAUCUCUGCCACCUUCUCAGCCGGUGGUCGGUUACCCUCAACCAGUACCUCCUGUUGGCUACUAUUCUCAUGGCUACCAAAAUGUCCCAGGUUAUGUAUAUCCUGAUGAGAGACCAUAUUUAGAGCAUCGACUCCCUUGCUGUGGCAUGGGUGUCGGCUGGUUUUUGUUCAUUUGUGGCUUCCUUUUUGGCACCGUUCCAUGGUAUGUUGGGGCUAUUCUUCUACUAUUUGUGCGGAUGGACUACAGAGAAAAACCAGGACUUAUAGUGUGCACAUUAGCUUCCGUACUUGCUACAAUUGCCAUCAUGCUUGGUGUGACAAAGGCAACCAAUGCCUGGUGAAGCUCAAACAGUAUACUGUGUAUAUAUUUAUAUCCUGAAGAAUAAAAUAUUUCAGUGACAUUUCGUGUUGUGGUCGGCUCUAUAGAGAUGGUUCCAUAAUUGUGAAUGGUGUUGUGUUGAUAUAUUUACAUAUCCUAUUUAGCGAAUAAUGAAUUCCAAAUUUUGUUUGAUAA
Daucus carota subsp. sativus is the source of this 727-nucleotide messenger RNA. Its product is annotated as large ribosomal subunit protein eL20z. Bases 90 to 554 code for a protein of 154 amino acids. The transcript is spliced from 4 exons. The record is from RefSeq and is a predicted model, not a curated record. NCBI's taxonomy places the organism in Eukaryota, Viridiplantae, Streptophyta, Magnoliopsida, Apiales, Apiaceae.